Danaus chrysippus (African queen) is the source of this 1437-nucleotide messenger RNA. The record is from the annotation of a GenBank genome assembly. Lineage: Eukaryota; Metazoa; Arthropoda; Insecta; Lepidoptera; Nymphalidae.
AUGGAGACGGUGUUAGUUCUACUGGCUUUGCUUGGUCUUCAAGCGAAUUGUCAUGUAAUUAACGAGCGAUAUGACACUAUAGUUGUCGGUCUGGGUGCUGCCGGAGCUACAGCAGCUUCAACACUAGCUAAGUCUGGCAAGAGAGUGUUAGCGUUGGAGGCCCAGGACAGGGUCGGGGGAAGAGUUCACACGGUGGAGUUCGGAGAUGGAGUAGUGGAACUAGGAGCUGAAUGGAUUCGUGGGAUAUACUACAGUCCAGUGUACGAAGCAGCGGUCGAAAACAACAUAACUUUAUUAAAGCAGGAGUAUAAAGGAUCUGUUUAUAAAUCUGAUGGCACUUUAGGAGACAAUGUUGUGGUUGAAUUGAUAAUGUUCUGUCUUCAAAUGAAGGACACUUCUCCUGAGAAACCUGAACCUCUUGGACAAUAUAUAACAAAGAAGUUAACGGCGUAUCUAGAACAGAAGUAUCCCCAUUUUUUGAACGACACGGAGUUCAUGAAGGAGCUUCUUGAAAUAGCUGAUGUUCUUGUUGAUGGAUACGAAGGUUCGAGCAACUGGAACGACGCAUCUUCCAACAGAAAGUACGUGCCACUAGGAGGCAGUCACGACAUGAGCUGGCAUAGGCAUGGAUAUCAGACGUUCUUGGACAUUUUACUGAAAAAAUAUAGGAAUGGCCCAGGCUGGCCCACGUUGGACAUCGAAUUGAACAAAGAAGUGAAAUUAAUAAAGUGGCCGAGAGAUUCACCCGGAGACGUUGAGGUGAGCUGUGUUGAUGGAAGUGUCUACACCGCUGAUAAUGUUAUAGUGACGGUCUCACUCGGAGUCUUGAAGGAGAGGCAUCAAGAACUAUUCUCGCCGCCGCUGCCAGAGGAUAAAAUAAGAGCAAUAAACAUGAUGAGCAUUGGAGUUAUAGGAAAACUAAUACUCUCGUUUAAUGAGAAGUGGUGGACUGAAAAACCGAUUUAUAUUUUCCAAUGGUUGGAGUCUGACAAAGAGAGAUAUGAGAAGUGGCAGGUGGGGCUGAAAUCACUGUCAGCACCGAUGGGAUCCAAUAACGCUUUGACGUUUUGGACAGCCGGAGACGCUGCUAAAACUAUUGAAACAUUACCAGAGGAAGUUCUAAAAGCUAAGAGUAUGGAGGUAGUUCGUAUGUUCAUGGGAAAGAACAUGUCGAUCCCAGAACCGACGGGCGUGUUAAGAAGCACGUGGUUCUCUAAUCCAUUCACACGCGGCUGUUACUCCUACGACAAUCUGUUGAUGGCGGAGCACCCGAGCGCUAGGGCCGACCUCGGGGCUCCUCUGACGGACUCCAAGGGAGUCCCACGCGUGUUAUUCGCGGGUGAAGCUACACAUCCAACACAAUAUUCAACUGUACACGGAGCUAGUAAAUCGGGAUACAGGGAAGCGAUGCGAUUAUUGCCUGAUGAGAAUAAAUAA